Molecule: messenger RNA, 1131 nt
Organism: Suillus plorans
Lineage: Eukaryota; Fungi; Basidiomycota; Agaricomycetes; Boletales; Suillaceae
Product: ribosomal protein S5, N-terminal domain-containing protein
Exons: 4
Coding region: 190-966 (258 amino acids)
Biological process (GO): translation
Cellular component (GO): ribosome; cytosolic small ribosomal subunit
Molecular function (GO): RNA binding; structural constituent of ribosome
Source: RefSeq, a predicted model, not a curated record
GCAGGGCUUUUGCGGCUGCAUUGCAGGAUACACAGCGGUGACACUACCAUCGACAGCGAGCACAACACCGCCGAACCUUCGUGAUAUGUACCUCCCCUGGUCUCGUGCUACCUCUCUUGGCUUCGUUCGUUUCUUAGUGACUUCAAGUACUAACUAUCAUCUGCACAGUAAAAUUCCGGCAAAUACAUAAUGGCUGACGCAGCACGCGGACGUGGUGGAUUCGGACGUGGAAGAGGCGACAGAGGCAGAGGACGUCGCGGUCCUCGCAGAGGAGGCCGCAAGGAUGAGGAAAAGGAGUGGGCUCCCGUUACUAAACUCGGACGUCUGGUGAAAGACGGUAAAAUCAAAUCUAUGGAAGAGAUCUACCUCUUUUCCCUCCCCGUUAAGGAAUACCAGAUUGUCGACUUUUUCCUGCCCAAACUCAAGGAUGAGGUUAUGAAGAUCAUGCCCGUGCAGAAGCAGACCCGUGCCGGUCAGCGUACCCGCUUCAAGGCCUUUGUUGCCAUCGGUGACUCUGACGGACAUGUCGGAUUGGGUGUGAAGUGCGCGAAAGAAGUUGCAACUGCCAUCCGGGGCGCUAUCAUCCUUGCUAAACUCUCUGUCAUUCCCGUGCGAAGAGGUUACUGGGGUGCAGCCCUUGGUGAGCCCCACACUGUGCCAUCAAAGGUCAGCGGAAAGGUCGGCUCCGUUAUGUGCCGACUGAUCCCUGCUCCUCGUGGUACUGGUAUUGUUGCUGCUCCUGCAUCAAAGCGUCUACUUCAGCUUGCUGGUGUUGAGGAUUGCUACACGCAGUCGAAGGGCUCGACUGCAACAAUGGGUAAUUUCUUGAAGGCCACAUUUGCUGCUAUUACGAAAACUUACGCGUUCCUUACUCCUGACCUAUGGCGCGAGAUUCCUGUAUCAAAAGUGCCUUAUGACGAGCACAGUGCUCACCUACAGCUUACAGCUGGCAAGAAGGCGUACUAGUUGUAGGUCUGGCACGGUUUCUAUCAUGUAUUCCUGAAAAAUCAUAUGCCCAUGCAUGUUUUCCAUAAACACCGCCGAUGAUAAUCUCAUGCGAUGUUCGGCUAUUGGCUGCUUAUGUAAUUCAAAAUUGUACCAAAAGAAACCCUGAACAGAAUUUUGUGACCG